Molecule: messenger RNA, 2527 nt
Organism: Glycine soja
Lineage: Eukaryota; Viridiplantae; Streptophyta; Magnoliopsida; Fabales; Fabaceae
Product: WEB family protein At5g55860-like
Exons: 3
Coding region: 234-2195 (653 amino acids)
Source: RefSeq, a predicted model, not a curated record
GAUUACGCACUCUCAUCUCUUUGAACUUGACUACAGCUGAAACAAAAAAUUUGUCUCGAACAGCUUUCGGAUUUUUCAAACCCACCCAUCACUUUCUCUCUCUAACACCUUUUUCUCUCUCUAAAGAGUUGCAAUAUCGGAGAUUUUAUUUACGUGUUGAAAAGUUUUCAGAGUCAGCUUUGUGAAGAAGCCUUAGAAGGUUGGUUUCAAACUUCUUAAUAUUACAAGACACGAUGGUAGCAAAAAUCCGGCAAAGUGCUACUGAGUCUCCUAAUCCAAAACCUGAGGUUGGAGAGAUUGACACCAGCCCACCUUUUCAGUCUGUUAAAGAUGCUGUCUCUCUAUUUGGUGAAGGUGCUUUCUCUGGUGAAAAACCUAUCUUUAAGAAGGCAAAACCUUAUUCUGCUGAGAGAGUUUUGGCCAAGGAGACACAACUUCAUGUUGCCCAAAAAGAGCUGAACAAGUUAAGGGAACAAGUAAAGAAUGCUGAAACUACUAAGGCUCAAGCUCUUGUGGAGCUUGAAAGGGCUAAAAGGACAGUUGAGGAUCUGACACAAAAGAUAAAAGUUAUCAGCGAUUCUAGGGAGUUGGCAAUUGAGGCAACAGAAGCUGCCAAGAGUCAGGCAAAACAGCUUACGGAAGAAAAGUAUGGUGUCCCUGAUGGAACAAAUGUUGCUUGGAAGGAAGAGUUAGAAGCUGCUGUUAAAAGGUAUGCAUCUGUCAUGACAGAACUUGAUGCUGCAAAGCAAGCACUGAGCAAGACUCGGCAAGAGUAUGAUUCAUCCUUGGAUGCAAAAAAGUCUGCUUUCAAGCUAGCAGCAGAAGCUGGAGAUGCAUCAAAGGAAAACACAGAAAGAGCAUCUGAGCUUUCUAAAGAAAUUUCAGCUGUAAAGGAGUCAAUUGAGCAAGCAAAGCUUGCUUCUAUUGUAGCACAGCAACAGCAAACAAUGAUUUUAGCUGAGAAAGAUGUUCUAAGACAAUCAUAUAAAGCUACCUUGGAACAAUCUGAAAAGAAAUUGCUUGCUUUAAAGAAGGAAUUCAGUCCCGAGCUUGCCAAAAAUCUUGAAAUGCAGCUGGCAGAGACAAUGUCUGAAAUUGGGACGCUGCAAAAGGAAAUGGAAAAUAAAAGAACAUCGGACUUGGACUCCGUGAAAAGUGUCACUUUGGAGCUAGAUGAUGCUAAGGAGUCUUUGCAGAAAGUAGCAGAUGAGGAAAGCUCUCUUAGAAGCUUGGUGGAAUCUCUUAAGGUAGAACUGGAGAAUGUAAAAAGAGAACAUUCUGAAUUGCAGGACAAAGAAUCUGAGACUGAAUCCAUUGUGGGGAAUCUGCAUGUCAAGCUCCGCAAAUGCAAGUCUGAGCUUGAAGCCUGCAUGGCAGAAGAAUCUAAAGUUAGAGGUGCAUCUGAGGAAAUGAUCUUGACACUUAGCCAGCUGACAUCUGAAACUGAAAAUGCAAGGCGGGAAGCAGAAGAUAUGAAGAACAGGACAGCAGAAUUAAAGAAGGAAGUUGAAGUUACCAUGCUUGCAUUAGAAGAAGCAGAAAAAAAUCUUAAAGUGGCGCUGGAAGAAGCAGAAGCAGCAAAAGCAGCUGAGAAAAGUGCUCUUGACCAGAUUACGAUUUUAACCGAAAGGACUACUGCUGCACGUGCAUCAACAUCUGAAUCUGGUGCUGUGAUUACGAUCUCAAAGGAGGAGUUUGACUCGCUAAGCCAUAAAGUUGAGGAGUCUGAUAAAUUAGCAGAUAUGAAAGUGGCUGCUGCCAAGGCACAGGUUGAAGCUGUGAAGGCUAGUGAAAAUGAGGCUCUCAAAAGGUUGGAGACAACUCAAAAGGAGAUUGAGGAUAUAAAGACUGCAACCCAGGAGGCUUUGAAAAAGGCUGAAAUGGCUGAAGCAGCGAAAAGGGCAGUGGAGAGUGAGCUUCGAAGAUGGCGCGAGAGGGAGCAGAAGAGGGCCGCAGAAGCUGCAUCUCGAAUUCUGGCUGAAACACAGGUGUCAACAGAAUCGUCUCCUCAGCACUAUAGGAUUCAAAAGCAGAAUCCUCCUCGUACAAUGGUGGAGGUGAAAAAGUUUGAAAAGGAGAAGGUUUCAGUUUCAAAGAAAACCCUCUUGCCAAAUAUUAGUGGCAUCUUCCAAAGGAAAAAGAACCAGGUUGAGGGUGGUUCUCCUUCUUAUCUGCCUGGUGAGAACCCUGUAUGAGAUUUGAAAUUUGUAGCAGUUUGUGCAGCUCUUGAAUGUGAGAGGAACAUUUAUUUGUGUGUAGUUGAGGAAUUUAUUUCAUCAGAUUUUGUCAUUGUAGUCUGUUUGAAGGAUUGUGUAGUGUUUGUAGUUUGGUGACAAAUUUGGGCAUGUAUCAUGUAAAUGGAACCAGAAGUAAGAUUAAAAUCUACUGGUAUUUUUCUGUUGAUACUAAGCUUUCAUGUCUGGUGACUGGUAGUUUGAACUAUAUCGAAGGAAAGGAUUGUGUAAUGUGAAUAGUUUGGAUACACUUCUAGGAAAUGCAUCAUGCAAAUUGAACCAGUAGAAAGAUU